Messenger RNA from Eublepharis macularius, 3963 nucleotides. Its product is annotated as cytochrome P450 2J2-like. Gene Ontology annotation, cellular component: cytoplasm; intracellular membrane-bounded organelle. Gene Ontology annotation, biological process: xenobiotic metabolic process; arachidonate metabolic process. The transcript is spliced from 9 exons. Bases 1276 to 2757 code for a protein of 493 amino acids. The record is from RefSeq and is a predicted model, not a curated record. Gene Ontology annotation, molecular function: oxidoreductase activity, acting on paired donors, with incorporation or reduction of molecular oxygen, reduced flavin or flavoprotein as one donor, and incorporation of one atom of oxygen; iron ion binding; heme binding. NCBI's taxonomy places the organism in Eukaryota, Metazoa, Chordata, Lepidosauria, Squamata, Eublepharidae.
CCACUAGCAGUGGAUGAGGUUGUGUUUGUUUUCGAGAAGUGUAAAGUGAUAGACUUGUUAGCCUGUAGUUGCAAAAUAAAAACAAAGUCCCGUGGGAUCUUAAUCAUUAGCAACUUUUAUUUCAAUAUGACCUUUGGUCAGUUGCUGCCCACCCCUUUCAGAUAUAUGAGGAAAUCGAACUAAGAAUCAUUCUUAAUAGGGCUGAUUACAAAGGGAGAGAAUAGAUGCAGAGGAGUUAGCCGUGUUAGUCUGUGGUAGCAAAAUCAAAAAGAGUCCAGUAGCACCUUUAAGACUAACCAAUUUUAUUGUAGCAUAAGCUUUCGAGAAUCAAGUUCUCUUCGUCAGGCAGAGGGAGUCCAUCAUCAGACCUUCAGGUGUGGAUUUGCUGCCACAGGGGAACUAUAAAACAAAGGAGCUGUUUGUGAAGGAGGUGCCAUAAAACUUCGAAGUGUGAACCUUCUCUGGCAGGCAGAUUCCUGUGUGACAACCAGGCAGCUUGUGGGGUUUCGGGAGCUGUGGAAUAGCUAUUUGCUGAACCCUGGACAUGAAAAAAAAAACAUCUGGCAAUGGAGUCGACUUCAAUAAAGACACAGCACAACAAUUCAGACCAAAGACAUUACAGGAAAUCUGGAUCUUGAUCAUCGUGACUUUUCCCCACUGAGUUAAGUAAGUAGAAAUGAAAGAAAGGGCCAAUGUUACAUAUCUAUUUGAUCACUGAAGAUAUUGACCGGUAUAUGUUGCUACUACUGAAAUCUGCAUUAAUGUGCAAUUUGGGAGGAGGGCUCAAGGACCUGAUUUCUGCAGAAGCUGAGGAAAACAACAACAACGGAGAUAUCUCAUGGUCUUCCCAUAAAUACCUAGGAGCUCACAUUCUCUGGGAAGGCAUACCUUGUACAUUUUCUAAUGCUGAGCAUUUUUCAUACCGUGGGGAACCUGAAUCUUUCAGAACAUUCACAGCACAAAAGUGAUCGUUGGUAGUCCUGGGUGAGAGUACAUAGACCUUUGACAUUAAAUGCUCCUCCCCAUAAUUAUCUGAGUAACUGAAAAACAUCUUGGUAACUACAUGUAUUAUCUCUGAAUGUCCUCAUUCCAAGCCACUUGGCUAUUGUGCCCGAAGACUUCCUAUACAUUUAGCUUAAUUCAUGGCUUAUAUAAAAGUUUGCUAGUAGAAAACUAAGACAACCAUCUGUCAAGAAAGGAAAGCCUCCAGAGAAAAAGCAUUCAGCUCACCUUGUCUAAAAAUAUCACGACAGAGAAAAAGGAACAAGGAGCAUAAUGGGAAUGCAAGCACUUUUGAUUGCCCUGCUGGUGUGUCUCCUGACUGUCCAUUUUUUAAAACAGCUCUGGUCACACAGGUCCUCCCCUCCUGGGCCUCUUCGGCUUCCUGUCAUCGGAGCUGCUUGGCGAUUAGUGUUCAAUUUUUCUCAAGAUAGUCUCAUUCAGCUGGCAAAACAAUAUGGAAAUAUUUACCGUCUGUGGCUGGGACCUAAUCUGAUAGUUGUACUGUCUGGAUUUGAAGCAGUAAAAGAAGGACUAAUCAACCAUUCGGAAGACUUUGCGGACCGACCAGUGGGUGAUUUCCUUAAAGCUUUAGCCCAAAAAAAGGGUAUUGCAUUGUCAAAUGGCCACACCUGGAAGCAACAGAGAAAGUUUGGGAUAGUUACCAUGCGGAAGCUGGGAUUGGGGAGGAAAGGCAUGGAACAGCAAAUAGAAGACGAGGCCCAUCAACUAGUUGAGACUUUUGCAAGGGCAAAAGGGCAGCCACUUGACCCUUCGUUGCCCAUCACUAAUUCUGUCUCCAAUGUGAUUUGUGCCGUGGCUUUUGGACAUCGAUUUUCUGUUGAAGAUAAAGACUUCAUUAUGUUGUUGGAAGGCAUUGACUCUGCUUCAAAAUUUGCAGGGAGUUUUUUUCAUGGUCUGUAUAUAAUUUUCCCAAGGCUCAUGGAAUAUCUUCCGGGACCCCACAAGACGACACUCGCUCAGGCUCAUGCUGUGCUCACGUUUGCAAAGAAGGAGAUAGAAAAGCAUAUGGAGCAUCAGGCCAUGCACGAGCCACAGGAUUUCAUUGAUUUCUACCUUCUUCAGAUAGAGAAAAACAAGAAUGACCCUAACUCUACAUACAACGAAGAGAACCUGGCUCAGUGUAUUUUUGACCUCUUUUUCGCAGGAACCGAAACCACUGCUACCGCUUUGCAGUGGGCAUUGCUUCUCAUGGCAAAUCACCCAGACAUCCAAGAGAAAGUCCACAAAGAGAUGGAAGAUGUUUUGGGUUCCUCUGAGUCGUUCAGCUAUCAAGAUCGAAAGAGAUUGCCUUACACCAAUGCCGUGAUUCAUGAAAUCCUGCGCGUCCACUAUGUCUUAUUAGUUGGGUUCCCCAGACAAUGUGUGAACGACGUGAAGGUGUUUGGUUUUCUCAUUCCCAAGGGAGCACAUGUUAUUCCAGAUCUCCGCGCUGUUCUUCUUGACCCCAAGCAAUGGGAGAAACCUCGGGAGUUCAACCCCAAUCAUUUUUUGGACAAGGAAGGAAAUUUUGUGGAAAAAGAAGCAUUUCUUCCAUUUGGCGCAGGGGCCCGUGUCUGUCUCGGAGAGCAGCUAGCAAGAAUUGAGUUUUUCAUCUUCUUCACUUUCCUGCUGAGGGCAUUUACUUUCCAGUUGCCGGAAGGAGUAAAAGAGCUCAGGAAAGACCCUAUACUUGGGGCAUCGUUGCAUCCCCAUCCUUAUAAGCUCUGUGCUGUUCCCCGUUGCAGUACAUCAUAAAAUAUUAGAGAUGCACCUUUGUUACAGCCAGUUUCUCCUUCAUUCCUUUCACAGGGAGCUGCUGUAGCAUAGUGUGAAUCAGCGCUCUGCUAUUUCAAAUCCUGCUACUGCCAUGAGCUCAAUAGGUGGCCUUGGAUAAGCCACUCUUCUCAGCCCCAGCUCCCCAGCUGUAUUGCGGGGAUGAUAAUAAUAACACUGACUUUGUUCACCACUCUGAAUGAGGCACUAAUCUGUCUAGAAAAGCCAUAUAUAACCGCAGUUAUUAUUUAAUGUUGCUCUUACCUGCUGUAUUCAUUCUGUCCUCAGUUUGUCUGUCAGAGCUUGACUGAUGCCUUCUCAAGAUGGAAUUCAGGCAGCCCUGUGAUGUUCUUAUUACACUCGCUUAGUGUAAUAGUUAAAAGUGGCAAGGCUGUAAUCUAGAGAACCAGGUUCGAUUCUCCACUCUUUCACUUAAAGUGAGCUGAGUGACCUUGGGUCAGUCACAGCUUUUCAGAGCCCUCUCAGCCCCCACCCCUCACAGGGUGAUUGUUGUGAGGAGAGCCCCCACACUCUUGGCUUUCCGCAAACAAUGCAUAACCAAAUUAUUCAAAAAGGCUUUUUACUCAUAUAGGAGGGCUGUAUUGUAGGGAGGAGGUCUCAGAUGCUUCACUAAUGAGUUAGGAACUAUCGAUUUCACCAUUAUGUUGCCUUACGUAUUAGCUGUUGCUUUAAAUAUGUACUCCUAUAUAUUACCUGUGCUUCAUGUUGUCUAAUGUCAGUCCUAGAAUUGAUUAUGUUCUGCUUCAGCAUUUCUUCAACUCUGUAUUGGAUCUUGGUCAUGCUAUGUCUUUGUAAACUUGUAUUCAUUUACCCUAUGACGUUGUUUAUGGAAAUGUCCUUGAAACUGUAUGGAAAUGCCUGCCCUUGUCCUUGCUACCGAUUGUACUAAUCUCACACUAUGUAAUCCACCUUGAGUCUCAGCGAAGAAAGCAGACUAUAAAUGACAUAAAUGACAUAAAUGAAAUAAAUAAAUAAAUAAUAACACACUUCAUAAACCACUCAGAGUGGGUGUUGUCCUGAAGGGCAGUAUAUAAAUCUAUUAUUAUUAUUAUUAUUAUUAUUAUUAUUAUUAUUAUUAAUCUUAUUUCUAAUUUGAAGUUUUCAAACAAAUGCUCAACACAGAAUUCUUGUGACAUGGAAAUUAAAAAGUUCCCAAGUCCUCUAUAA